Magnolia sinica is the source of this 1240-nucleotide messenger RNA. Its product is annotated as GDSL esterase/lipase At4g26790-like. NCBI's taxonomy places the organism in Eukaryota, Viridiplantae, Streptophyta, Magnoliopsida, Magnoliales, Magnoliaceae. The transcript has 3 exons. Gene Ontology annotation, molecular function: hydrolase activity, acting on ester bonds. The record is from RefSeq and is a predicted model, not a curated record. Bases 41 to 1105 code for a protein of 354 amino acids.
GCUUCCCAGCACAACACAAACCAACAUUUCUCUCGACGUCAUGGCACAUUCCAACACCUUCCUAUUCCUCCUUUUCCUCCAAAUCCCACUUUCCUGCAUCGGGAUUCGUGACGGGCCUCCCACCAAGGUCCCGGCGGUCAUCGUCUUCGGCGAUUCAUCGGUCGAUGCCGGCAACAACAACCAUAUCACGACCAUCCUCAAGAGCAAUUUCGAGCCAUAUGGGCGCGAUUUUUGGGACGCGCGUCCCACCGGGAGGUUUUCCAACGGUCGGAUCGCCCCCGAUUUCAUAUCGGAGGCGUUCGGAAUCAAGCCGGCGGUGCCGGCCUACCUGGAUCCUACUUACAGUAUCAAGGACUUCGUCGACGGCGUGUGCUUCGCAUCGGCGGGGACCGGCUACGACAAUGCUACAUCUAAUGUCCUGAAUGUGAUACCUCUCUGGCAGGAAUUGGUGCAUUUCAAGGAAUACCAAACGAAGUUGAGAAGCUAUGUUGGAGAUCAAGAGGCCACUUAUAUAUUGACUGAGGCUCUCUAUCUGAUUAGUGUAGGAACCAAUGAUUUCCUAGAAAAUUACUACACUGUUCCUGGCCGUCGAUCACAAUUCACGAUCAACGGCUACCAGGACUUCUUGGUGGGGAUCGCAGAGUCGUUCGUGAAGGCGAUCUAUGAUCUGGGCGGUCGAAAGAUAUCAUUGGGUGGGAUCCCACCAAUGGGGUGCUUGCCAUUGGAGAGGACCAUGAAUUUCAUGCACGGUAGUGAUUGCAGGGAAGAUUAUAAUGUGGUGGCCAGAGAUUUCAAUGGGAAAUUACAGGCGUUGGUGGCUAGGCUGAAUCAAGAGCUCUUGGGAAUUCGAUUGGUGUAUUCAGACAUUUAUGAUACACUGCUGGAACUCGUUCAGAUGCCAUACUUGUACGGAUUCGAGAAUGCAGCGGUCGGAUGCUGCGCGACAGGGAUGUUCGAGAUGGGCUACUUGUGUGAUAAGUGGAACCCGUUCACCUGUACAGAUGCGAGCAAAUACGUAUUUUGGGAUUCCUUCCAUGGGACAGAAAAGAUGAAUAAAAUCGUGGCUGAUCAUAUCAUGGCCACCAGCUUAGCCCAGUUUGUAUGAAGAUUAUUGUAUUGUAGUGUAUUUUAUACGUAUACCAUACUAUAUACAAGUACGGUCGCAUGAGCAUGUACUAAAUAUGAUAGAGGGAUGAUUCAUUCUCCACCGUUAAUAAACCCGUACUAUUUAUUUUUGGAA